Messenger RNA from Pangasianodon hypophthalmus (striped catfish), 2283 nucleotides. RefSeq names its product APH1B gamma secretase subunit (gene aph1b). Lineage: Eukaryota; Metazoa; Chordata; Actinopteri; Siluriformes; Pangasiidae. Gene Ontology annotation, biological process: positive regulation of catalytic activity; protein processing; Notch receptor processing. Bases 260 to 1036 code for a protein of 258 amino acids. The record is from RefSeq and is a predicted model, not a curated record. Gene Ontology annotation, cellular component: gamma-secretase complex; membrane; endoplasmic reticulum. Gene Ontology annotation, molecular function: protein-macromolecule adaptor activity. The transcript has 6 exons.
CGCUUAUUGUGCGGCUCUCGUCAUUGGGCUUCGGUGCUAAAGCUGAAAAUUAUUUUGAUUUUGUUUGUGUAAAUCCGGAUGUAGGAUUACAUUUCGAUACAUUAACGUCUCCUGAUUAACCUGUGUGCUUAUAAACUCUGAAUAACUGUAUUUUUUCCCAUAUAUAUCUUAAAUAUUUGUAUAUCCGGUCAGGGUGUAUGGGCGGACCGGAAGUAGCCGCAGUAGUAGUUCCGGUAGAGGAGCUGUUUUCAGGUUAACGAUGACGGCGGCGGUGUUUUUCGGUUGUACUUUUAUCGCCUUCAGUCCCGCUGUGGCCUUGUUCCUGCUCACCAUCGCCCGAGAUCCUCUGAGGGUCAUUUUCCUCAUCGCGGGAGCAUUUUUCUGGCUCGUUUCUUUGCUGCUGUCGUCGUUGGUGUGGUUCAUCGCCGUACAGAUCAGUAAUAAAGACAGCGGCUCGCAGCAGAAAGGCCUGCUGGUGUUCGGAGUGCUGCUGUCCGUCCUGCUGCAGGAGCUCUUCAGAUUCGCCUACUACAAACUCUUAAAGAAAGCCAAUGAAGGACUGCUGGCCAUCAGCCAAGAGGAGACGAUGCCCAUCUCUGUUCGUCAGCUGGCUUAUGUGUCUGGUCUGGGAUUCGGAUUGAUGAGCGGAGCGUUCUCAGUGGUUAACAUCCUUUCCGACUCUGUGGGUCCGGGUACAGUGGGCAUCCACGGAGAUUCACAGCAUUACUUCAUUUCCUCAGCCUUCAUGACUCUCGCUAUAAUCCUGUUGCACAUGUUCUGGGGCGUCGUCUUCUUCGAGUCCUGUGAGCGCCGGAGGUGGUGGUCACUCGGAGCCGUGGUGUGCAGUCACCUGUUAGUGUCGUGCUUGACGUUUGCGAACCCGCAGUAUGAAGGCAGUCUGAUCCCCACCUACAUGGUUGUGUGCGUGAUGGCCGGCUGGGCGUUCUCCUGCGCCGGCGGUUCUCUGAGGAACCUCAGGCUUUGUCUCACCUGCAGGGACAAAGACUUCCUCCUGGUCAAUCACAGGCCGAGAUAACGGAUUGUCUCUCUGUAAAGACUGGAGCUCACCGAGUUCACAGAGCUUCAAACCCUAGACUGUGGGACGGGGGAUUUUCCUUUGUGCGUAUUCAGCACUUUUUUUUGUAUGUUUCUUUUUCUGUCCCUGUACCUCACCUCUUUCUGUGUGAGACAGAAAGAGAGAGAAUUGUGAAACACCUCGUUAUUUUUUUAAUCAAGCUUUACAGUCAGUUCCUGCUGGUUUUGACUGUGUGUUUAUUCUCUGUUCUUCGUGCGUUUCUUAACAAAUCUGAAAUGUCGUAAGCCAGAUUUACUGCUAAAUCAGUUCCUCGGACGCAUCUGGAUUCGAUCAGCCGGAUUGAGUUGUUUUGAGAAUCACACGAGAGUCGAAACCCUGAUCAGCGACUCGGUAACACGGAAGCUACUGAAGCCUGGAGAGGACGUUACACGUGUUUUUUGUUUGUUUGUUUUUCUUUGCACACAAAACAGAAAGACGUGCGCAGUACAGAAAUCAUCAGUUUGCUUUUUCCAUUUCUUUAGUUCCUAACAUUUUGAUUCAUUUUUGUAUAUCAUGAUAAUGUAUAUCAAUCAAAAAAAAACCCAUUAAAAUUAUGUCAGAUUCAUUAAACAGUGAUGUCGAAGGUGGCAGUGAGAAUUUCUCUCAUAUAAUAUAUACAUAUAUAAUAAUAUAAUACAUAUAUAAAUAACUCUUUCAUUAAAAUUAUGUCUAUAAAGAUUAACUCCAUAACAGAGAAAUAAACCAAAAUAAGGAAAGCUUUAAUUAAAUCGCCGUAACAAUUACAGAACCACAAUUUAGCCAUGUAUUUAUUUACAACUUGUAUCUAAAUGUGCGUUAAUCUUGUUUACACGCUCGUCGUCUUGGUAACAAACCCAACAACCACGUUGAAGAACGAACAAAUUCAGGCUCCACGUGCGAAGAACAGAGCUCGUGUGUCUCUAAAAGCGUUCACUUUAUAUUUUAUUGACAUUAAUUACGUCUGAAAACAUCUUUUCUGCUUAAAUAUUAAUUUCAAUGUCUUGAUUACUGUUACUGUUUGUCUCUAUGUUUGUUUAUGUUAUGUUUAAGAAGGAGUGAAUGUUAAGAGUUUUGUUGUAUAUUUGCAGUGAACUUUCCUAUCAGAAGUGUGACUGAUGAAUUAUUAAAUUAUGCUCUUAUAGGUGAUGUUUCUUCCCUUUCGUAAGAUUCUCUGACUACUGUAACCUCAGCUGCUGGCAAAAAGUUUAUAAAAUGGCGCUGAAAGCUGA